This is a messenger RNA of Acanthopagrus latus (yellowfin seabream), 2156 nucleotides long. RefSeq names its product multidrug and toxin extrusion protein 1-like. Gene Ontology annotation, molecular function: antiporter activity; xenobiotic transmembrane transporter activity. The transcript is spliced from 16 exons. Lineage: Eukaryota; Metazoa; Chordata; Actinopteri; Spariformes; Sparidae. Gene Ontology annotation, biological process: xenobiotic detoxification by transmembrane export across the plasma membrane. The coding region runs from base 249 to 2006 and encodes 585 amino acids. Gene Ontology annotation, cellular component: membrane. The record is from RefSeq and is a predicted model, not a curated record.
AUGUUUUACUCAACUUAAACUACAAAACCCAACUACAAAUAUUACUUAUAAGUAAAAGUCCUGCAUUCGGAGCCUUGCUCAUCUGGCAGCACAGAAGACUAAACGAGUCUUUAUUGUAAGAGACGGAGGAGGAGAGCAAAACCGGCCGUCCCACCUGAGAGGUUGGUCCAGUUCUCAAUCAGAAGACUCAGUCCAGGGGAGCUGAGUGGCAAAAGAGAUUUCACCUGCCCCUGUGUUCAAUCUUAAAUAUGGAAGAUUUCGGGCUGAAGGUUUUAAAAAGAAAGGGAAUUAAAGGCGAGCAUGAAGCAGACCUUGUGCCGUGUCACAGAGUCACUCUCAUUACGUUCUGUACAAAGUGUCUGAAGAGCAUCAAGGACUGGCUCCCUGUGGACCACAAGAAUGAAACGACUGAGCUUUUCAAACUAGCAGGACCCGUGUUCAUUUCACAGUUGAUGAUCUUCCUCAUAAAUUUCGUCAGCACGGUGUUCUGUGGUCACCUGGGAGAAACUGAGCUCGCGGGUGUGGCGUUAGCAAUAUCGAUCAUCAAUGUGACUGGCAUCUCAGUGGGCGCUGGUUUGGCAUCGGCCUGUGAUACACUCAUAUCUCAGACUUACGGGAGCGGAAACCUAAAUCGUGUGGGAGUCAUUCUCCAGAGGGGUGUUUUGAUUCUGCUCCUGGCCUGCCUCCCCUGCUGGGCUGUCCUCAUCAACACAGAGCCCAUCCUACUCGCCGUCAGACAGAAUCCAGAGGUGUCACGAGUCUCCCAGCUGUAUGUGAAUAUCUUCAUGCCUGCUCUGCCAGCUGCUUUCAUGUUCCAGCUGCAGGGACGCUACCUACAGAACCAGGGUAUUAUCUGGCCUCAGGUGAUCGCUGGAUUCUUUGGAAAUGUUCUUAAUGCAGUCAGCAACUGCGUCCUCCUCUACGUGCUGGAUAUGGGUGUUGUUGGAUCUGCAGCUGCGAAUGCUGUCUCACAGUUAUCGCUGGCACUGCUCUUGUACUUCUUCAUUCGUUCGAUGGGGUUACACAAGGAGACGUGGUCUGGUUGGUCUCUGGACUGCCUGCAGGAAUGGGGCCUGUUCAUCCAGGUGGCCGUCCCCAGCAUGCUGAUGAUCUGUUUGGAGUGGUGGACGUUUGAGAUCGGGGGAUUCUUGGCCGGUGUGAUCAGUGAUGUUGAGCUGGCAGCUCAGUCAGUUGUUCAUCAGGUGGUCACCAUUGCGUUCAUGUUCCCAAUGGGAUUCGGUCUCGCUGCCUGUGUCCGGGUUGGGAAUGCCCUUGGUGCUGGGAACACUGAACAGGCCACUGCAGCCAGCAAGGUCGCCAUCAUCUGUGCAUUUGCAGUCUCGUGCUUUGUUGGAAUUAUACUCGGAUCAUCAAAGGAUGUGAUUGGUUACAUCUUCACGACAGAGACAGACGUUGUUCAGCGGGUUGCUGACGCCGUGAUCAUAAUUGGAUUCUUCCACCCUGCAGAUGCCAUGGCGGCUGUGACAGGCAGCAUUUUACGAGGAGUUGGGAAGCAGAGGAUCGGGGCCGUCUGUAACUUGGUGGGAUAUUACUGCAUCGGCAUUCCCAUCGGACUGUCCCUGAUGUUUGCUGCCAAAAUGGGCAUCGUAGGGCUGUGGCUGGGCCUUCUCAUUUGUGUCACUUUACAGUCCACAUUCUUCAUCAUCGUCUUGUGGAAGCUGAAUUGGAGAAAGGCAGCUGAAGAGGCCAUGGUGAGAGCAGGAGUCAAGGUCACAGAGAAGAAAGAAGCGCCGUCACUGCACAAGAAGGGUCAGAGUGAGACCCAGGUCCACAUCAUUUCAUCCAACAUCCUGAGCAGUGAGGGGUGGGACUCAGACCUGCAGAUGAUCCGAUCAGGCCGUGACGAGACAGCUGAAGCUGCAGGUCCACGGCCUCUGUCGGUCAGGCAGCUGCUGCUACGUCGAGGCCUGACUGCGCUGCUCAUGGUGCUCAUCCUGGCAGCUGGGAUACUCAGCAGCAAAAUGCUUCUCAGACUGCUCAAAUGAUCCAUAAAUAUCACACUGACUGCUGCCUGGUGUCUCAUCUUGAGACAGAGCAGAGGAAUAUGUUGAAAACAGACAGAAUCAAACGCUAAUUUAGGAUGUUUUAUAUUAUUAUUUUUCCUUUUCAUGUUCCUCAAAGUGAAAAAGUUUAAA